AUGAUGACGAGUCUGUCGAAGAGCCUCCUCGCCGCAGCCGUGGCUCUCGCCGCGCUCCUCGCCGCCGACGCGACCGUGGAAACGACGUGCAAGGCGGCGGCCGGCGCGGACGCUCGCGUCGACUACGGCUUCUGCGUGUCGGAGCUGAGCAGGCACCGCGACAGCCCCGGCGCGGACGCCUGGGGCCUGGCCAAGGUGGCGGCCAACCUCGGCUUCAACAACGCCGGCGGCGCCGUCCGCGACGCGGACGCCCUGCUGGCCAGGCCGCCGGGCGCGGGCGCCGACGACGCGAAGAAGAGGGCGGCGCUGGGGCAGUGCCGCAGGCUCUACUUCGACAUGGAGCUCUCGUUCGCCGGGGCGUACGACGAGAUCAACGCGCGGGACUACGCGGCGGGGAAGGAGAUGGCCGCGGAGGCCGCGGCGCUGGCGCGCCGGUGCGACGACGUCUUCGCCGAGGUCGGGGUCCCGUCGCCGCUCGCGCGGCGCGGCGAGUACGCCGGGCAGAUCGGGGUCGUGUGCGUGGCCAUCACCGACCUCAUCAAGUGAUGCGUUCACAGCCGUGAACGAGUCUGUUUCUUUGACCUUGUACAAGGCUUGUGCCCAUGAUCAUGGCGUGAUUUCUUCGAAUAAGCUAAGGAUGCAAGAUAGAAUCAUCAUCUCUGA
Messenger RNA from Panicum virgatum (switchgrass), 663 nucleotides. RefSeq names its product pectinesterase inhibitor 8-like. Gene Ontology annotation, molecular function: enzyme inhibitor activity. The record is from RefSeq and is a predicted model, not a curated record. NCBI's taxonomy places the organism in Eukaryota, Viridiplantae, Streptophyta, Magnoliopsida, Poales, Poaceae. The coding region runs from base 1 to 546 and encodes 181 amino acids. The transcript has a single exon.